GAAGUAGUGGAGGUUCAGACUCUACAGAUGGCUGAAGUACCUGUGCCCAGUGAGGGAACAGACCUGGAUCCUCUAGAUGAUGAAGACGGCCUUCUGUCGUGGUGGAAAACUGUAGACGGAUGGGAUGAGUGGAAUGAAGCCAAUCAGAAUGAUGAACCUGAAGAGGUGGUGGAAGAAGCAGCUGAUCGUGUCUUCAUGGCAGCUCGUCUUUUUGUUCGCUUCUUCAACCAGCGUGGCGCCUCACUCCAGCAGCGUAUCCUGGAGCUGCUGUCUAUGGCCGACGCAGCUGAUUUGUUCCAUAAGAAAACGGUCACGGCCAGCGUUGGCGGUGGGGUAGCCAGUGUCGCAGGGUCCAUCACUACCAUCACCGGCCUCAUUCUGGCGCCCUUCACAGCAGGAGCGUCGCUCAUCGUCACCGCUGUAGGCAUCGGUGUAGCUACGGCGGGCGGGGUGGCGUCUGCUUCAGCCAACAUCACCGACACAGUCCACUCAAAGACGGACCGCAAGAAGGUGGAGAAGAUGAUCCAAGACUACGAGGAGGAGAUGAGGGACAUCAAGGAGUGCCUGGAGUUUUUGCAG
This is a messenger RNA of Plectropomus leopardus (leopard coralgrouper), 579 nucleotides long. Lineage: Eukaryota; Metazoa; Chordata; Actinopteri; Perciformes; Serranidae. The record is from RefSeq and is a predicted model, not a curated record.